UCUAACUCCCUGCCUAGGGUGUUCCUUCUUCUUGGUUUUUUCAAAUUCUCGAAAGAAAGGAAAAUAGUAUCCAUUUGAUUGAUUCAAUUUCGAUUUCUUUCGCACUGAGGGCAACAAGAACAUUAAAUCCUUCGUCCCUCGAUCUUCCGGUCGAGUGGUUUUGGAUCAAUCUGAUUGAUUGAAAAGCUUCUGACGAUGGGGGAUUUCAAUCUUGCUCUGGUCAUCGUCGCUAUAGUUGUCUGUGUUCUUGUUUUCCUCUUCAAUGUCUACCUUCUUGUGAACUAUCAGCAUCCAGACGAUGCUAACCAAGCGUAUUUCCCCAAAUUCGUCGUUGUUUUGGGUCUCUCUGUUGCUGCCAUUUCCAUACUUAUGCUUCCAGCCGAUGUCGCUAACCGUUCGGCCUGUCAAAACGCGAUCUACAAUGGUGCUUGUAAUCUCACAUUGCCUAUGAAGACGCUAUGGAUUAUUGUCUACAUCGUUGAUGCUGUUCUUGUUUUCUUUAUCAUCCCCUUCGCCAUGUUCUACUACGAAGGCGACCAGGACAAGACCAUAUGGAAACGCGUAAAGAGCGCAUUACUGUGGGUAGGGACGACGGCCGUUGUUUGCGCUCUAGUACUUGGAAUUUUAUACGGUUUAGUUGGAAAGGUGGACUUCACUGUUAGACACCUUUCUUCAACCACAACCAGUUUUCCUAGCUCGUGGGCUUUUUCUAGUAGCCAGCAAUGUAUUGGUGGUGCUUCUGUUUAUCAGUGCUCUGCAUAUCUAACAAAUACUUCGUCAGAGACAACUUGGACUAUGCGUACCACUUUUCCAGAAUAUAUUGUCGCCCUCACCACUGUUGUUGGAUCGGUUCUUUUCUGUAUAUUUGGUGGUGUUGGUAUUGCUUGCCUACCUUUGGGGCUUAUAUUUUCAUUUAUCCGGCGUCCAAAAGCUGUUAUUACUCGUUCACAGUAUAUCAAGGAGGCAACUGAAUUGGCUAAAAAAGCUAAAGAAUUGAAGAAAGCAGCGGAUGCACUUCAUCAAGAAGAGAGAAGCGGUUCUAAAGGGAGGAAAUGGCGUAAAAAUGUGAAGGCAGUUGAAAAGGAGUUGCUUCUUUUGGAAGAAGAUGUGAAAGCUUUGGAAGAGAUGUAUCCUCAAGGAGAGAAGGCAGAGACUUCUUGGGCUUUAACUGUCAUUGGCUACCUGGCAAAACUUGUAUUGGGAAUAUUAGGGUUAAUUGUAUCAGUGGCUUGGGUGGCACAUAUUGUUAUAUAUUUGUUGAUCAAUCCUCCUCUAUCUCCUUUCCUUAAUGAGGUUUUCAUCAAACUAGACAGUGUCUGGGGCCUUCUAGGUACUGCAGCGUUUGCCUUCUUCUGCUUCUACCUUCUGAUGGCAGUUGUUGCUGGGGCAAUGAUGCUCGGUCUGAGACUGGUUUUUAUAACCAUUCACCCUAUGAAGUGGGGAGCAACUCUUAUGAAUUCGUUUCUUUUCAAUGUUGGACUCAUUCUCCUUUGCUCCAUCAGUGUGAUUCAGUUCUGUUCUACGGCUUUUGGUUACUAUGCCCAAGCAACUGCUGCCCAAGAAAUAUUUGGCCACACCUUGCAAUCUCUUCGUGGAAUUAAAUAUCUGUACAUGUACAAUGUGUUUCAAAUUGCAUUCGUCGUUUUCGCAGGGCUCACACUUGUUUAUUACGCGGCCUUUGGAUGGAGAAAAAGAAGACCAACUGGCAGAUUCCAGCUUUCUGAUUAAGUAGUGUGAUUCUAGGAAAAGCAUUGGGCUGGGCGACUCCUAGAUUCUCAAAGUUGAAUCAUUUAUCUUGAAGUGGUUUUCAGAGUUGGAUGUUUAUGGGCUGACUUGAUUUUCAAUAUGGCAAUGUCGAAUGAAUGGUGAGUGAAUACAUGCCCAAUUGUAAAUCUGUGUCUCGAUCAAUGUGGUGUGUGCUGCUGCUGGUGCCGCUGUUGUUGGUAGCAUCUGGGGUUAUCUCAUACUACGUUUCUUUUUUUCCAUCCUCCCUUUUCUUUGUAAUAUUGUUUCAUGGUUGAUUUAUCUUAUAGAAUAGCCAUGGUACUGCUUGUCAUGGUGAUACGUACUUUUAGAGAGGGAUGUGGGACUAUAACACUACCGCUGCUGUAAUUUAGAUGUCAGGAACAAUAUUCUUUUUUGGUUUGUGCAGAGAAUCAGUUUGUUCA
This is a messenger RNA of Macadamia integrifolia, 2168 nucleotides long. Its product is annotated as LIMR family protein At5g01460-like. The record is from RefSeq and is a predicted model, not a curated record. The transcript has 14 exons. Lineage: Eukaryota; Viridiplantae; Streptophyta; Magnoliopsida; Proteales; Proteaceae. Bases 196 to 1728 code for a protein of 510 amino acids.